AUGGCCACCAGCACCCCCGCCGCCACCCCCUGCCUCCUCGUCCUAAUCUCCGGUAAUGGGUCCAACCUACAAGCCCUCAUCUCCGCCACCACCUCCACCCCGCCCACCCUCCCCGCCCGCAUCAUCCACGUCAUCUCCAACAAAAAGGCCGCCUUCGGGCUCACCCGCGCCGCCAACGCCAACAUCCCCACCACCUACCACAACCUGGUUCCCUACAAGAAGCAGCACGCCGGCGACAUCGCCGCUGCGCGGCGGGCCUACGACGCCGAGCUCGCGCGGCUGAUACUGGAGCAGAAGCCUGACAUGGUGGUGUGUGCGGGGUGGAUGCACAUUUUCUCUGACGCGGCGCUGCAGCCGCUGGUGGAGGCGGGGGUGGGCAUUAUCAACCUGCACCCCGCGCUACCGGGGCAGUUUGAUGGGGCGGGGGCAAUAGAAAGGGCGUAUGAGGCUUUCCAGAAGGGUGAGAUUGGGGGCACGGGCAUCAUGGUGCACUGGGUGAUUGGCGAGGUGGAUCGGGGAGAGCCGAUCGUGGUGAGGGAGGUGGAGAUGGUGGAGGGGGAGGGGUUGGCCGAGUUGGAGGAGAGGAUACAUAAGGUCGAGCAUGUGGAGAUUGUGAAUGGGACGAGGAUGGCGCUGGAGAGGCUCGUGAGGGAGAGGGAGGCUGCUGGGCGUACGUAG
Messenger RNA from Morchella importuna, 678 nucleotides. RefSeq lists its product as uncharacterized. The transcript has a single exon. Lineage: Eukaryota; Fungi; Ascomycota; Pezizomycetes; Pezizales; Morchellaceae. Bases 1 to 678 code for a protein of 225 amino acids. Gene Ontology annotation, molecular function: phosphoribosylglycinamide formyltransferase activity. Gene Ontology annotation, biological process: 'de novo' IMP biosynthetic process. Gene Ontology annotation, cellular component: cytoplasm. The record is from RefSeq and is a predicted model, not a curated record.